CAGCUAAGCAGAGUCAGACCAAGAUCUCCGACGUAAAUAAUUCAGCAAACUGCAAUAAAGUCGAGGAUUCCUCUCCUGAUCCAAUUUUCUGACCACAUCUUCUAUCCUUGAUAGAAGCAGCUGUGUGUCGUAUUCAACGUCUUAUUCCUUGCUAUGUUUCGUAUCUGUGUUGUCAAGAUCUGAAUUCGUUGUCAGUUUCGAAUUUCUCACCUCAGUAAAAUAUGCUUUGUUAGUAUCGUUGUGAGUGAUGAGUUCAGACCCAGAGGAAAAUGCGCCCAGUCCUUUAGGACCGGAUGAUGGAAAGCGGCCUGCUGAGUGGCAGAAGAUAUCAGACAGCAUAUAUCUUGUGGACAAUGGAAGGACGAAAAAUGGACGGCUGGACAGAAAAAUGCGCUGUGACUGUGAUUUGGAGUACGAUGACGAAGGAAAGCCCCUUGAAGGCUGUGGAGAGGACUGUAUCAAUAGGCUGCUGAUGAUAGAGUGCAAUCCCAAGUCUUGCCCGUGUGGAGAAUUCUGCUCAAACCAGCGCUUCCAAAAGAAGCAGAAUGCACCAGUGGAAGUCUAUCACACACACUCUGCCAAGGGCUGGGGUUUACGUGCCCAGAGUGACAUUGCUGAUGGUGUAUUUGUGCGUGAGUAUGUUGGUGAGGUCUGCUCGUUUGUUGAAUUUCAACGUCGAACGGAAGAGUACCAUGAGCAGGGCCGCCGCCACCACUAUUUUAUGACACUGCGCAGUGACCAAAUCAUCGAUGCUACUCUACGCGGCAGCGUAUCGCGCUUCAUGAACCACAGCUGUGAGCCGAACUGCGAAACACAGAAGUGGACGGUCAACGGGCGCUUGAAAGUUGGUUUCUUCACGAAACGUGACAUCGCUGCGGAUGAAGAGUUGACGUUUGACUAUCAGUUUGAGCGCAUUGGCGAGGGUGCUCAAGAAUGCCACUGUGGUACGCCAUCGUGUAGUGGUUAUAUCGGCGGUAAGCAGCAGAAGUCGGAACGCGGUAACGUUGUCGUCAUCCCGGGUGGUCGACAGAGCAAGAAGUCGCGUGAUGCCAGCGGUGACGGUGAUGACGAUGAGGCCGCGGGGGCCGUAAUGGAAGACGAGCUAACGCGUACGGUGCGCCAGUGCUGCCGCGGCGAUGGCCAGGGCCUGGUGCGAGAGGAGGACGUACUGGUGUUGUCGCGAGUCAUGGUGACGGCUGACAGCACGGAACACCGCAUGCUGGUGCUGGAAGCCCUGCUCAAUACGCACAACGACAAAUGCCUGCGAAUGUUUGUCAAACUGCAAGGACUCUCCCUUCUCUGGAGCUGGAUGGUGGAUCUGGAGGAUGGCAGCAAUGGGCCGAUGGCAAUGCGUGUCUUAGAGGCCCUAGAGCAUCUGCCUGUCAUGAAUCGAAAUGUGCUAAAAGACAGCAAAGUGCUUUCUCAGGUGACUCGGUGGUCGGAGGCGCAGAUGAAGCCAGUCCCGGUCAAUGGCACUGUUGCUGAUGCUGUGUCGUCUUCUGCGAAUGUGGCCGCUGCGAAAACAGUCGGGGAGACUACAUUCUCAUCUGAAUCAUGUGUGGAGAAUGGAAAUAGGCAACCUGAUAGUGCUAUGAAUGUUGACUCCGAUUCACUUCAGGCAACGAUCACCCCGUCAUCCUGCAGUGACUCUGGUGUUGAGUCGCCCAGCAGCAGCAUAGAGCAUGCCAACCCUAGCAUUGUUGGAGGGAGUGCCGAGAUGGACGUCAUUAAGCAGAAAGCUGAACAGCUCUUGGAGAAAUGGAGCUCACUGAAGGAAGUAUAUCGGAUUCCCAAGAAAGGUGCUAAAGGGCCUGCUGCUCCUCCGCCUGCUCCUGGUACUCCUACAGCAUCAUCGCAGCCACCGAGUAUCGCCCCACCAAGAGACAGUCCGCAUCUGGAUACUCUCAGUUCGUAUGAAAGAGAGCGUUUACGUUGCAAGAUAAAAGAAGCUCAGAAAUUGGUACAGCGAGCUGUACCUCGCCCUGCCCCAACCCCAGAGGGUCUCCAGCAAGUAGCCGCAUCAGUCCUCGGCCUAGCUGCUGCUGUGAAGCUAUCCCAAGUAGCUGCUGUAACCCAGGCUGCUGCUGUUGCGUCACAAGCGUCUGCAGUAGCAGCAGCAGCAGCAGCAGGUGGAGCAUUACCCACCGGUGCCGGUGUCCUGGGUCCCGCUCCGGGUGUACGGUCGGUGAUACCUCCGGUCCUUGGAGCUGCCGCGCUGGCCGCAGGUAUUCCGCCUCCACCGAUUCUGUUCACUAAUCCAGCAGCUGUGACAACACUCUUGCAGUCAGGUCUCCUGUCGCAUGCUAUCUCACCUAAUCAACAGCCGCAGCAGCAAGUGCCGAUACCCGCAGUGAUGGCGGCAGCGGCAGCUGCAUCCGCCGCCGCAGCAGCAACUAUACCGUCCUCUGCUAUCCAACAGCAGCAGCAGGGUCAGCAACCCGUACAAACUGGCACUCCUGUAGUAAACUGGCAGUCGUCUCCACCGCCCAGAAGACUGCCACAAUACUGGCGAUCGGCACAGGACAGCGAGGGCAAGACGUAUUACUACCAUGUGGAGCGCCGUGUGUCGCAGUGGGAUUUCCCUAUCAGCGACGGUGCUGAUGGUGAUGAAACUCCUCCAUUGCCAACGGAGCCACCCACCGACGAUGAGUGCCACACGCCAGAUGAAACACCUCCAGCUAGUGAUUGUGGUACUCCAAUGGACUGCUCGUUGACGAGCACCAUUGCUACUUUCUCACCACCAGUAAGAAAACUUUCCAGUACAUUACAGUCGCAGUCCAAGCCGCCCCAACCUACCUCAAGUAGCUCAACUCCCAAGCGGAAUUCCUCUAGCAGCUCGAGUCGGGGAAUGGAUCUAACACCAGUUGAGCUGCGCCAGCUGAAGGAAAGCUUCAGGUCCGACCUGUCGAAGCUCAUCGUGCAGCUUCUCAACCCAUACCGCAAGCCGGACUGCAAGCGUGCUCGUAUUGAGAAUGACGGCGACUUCAAGCAUCUCGCACGCAAGCUGACGUUCAUCGUCGUCGAGAAGGAGCUGAAGGGCAAGUCCUGCUACCAGCUAGAGUAUAGCCCGUCGGUACGUGCGAAGACCCAAGACUUUGUGCACUCUUACAUGAAACGCUUCAAGGAGAAGUACAUCCGAUGUUGACGAUUGUGACUGUGCCCCCGCCUUAACUCACCGGACUUCAGAGAAUGUGCUCUCUCACUGCUACGUCCACUAAUACCCCCAUAGCCUCAUAGAAUUUUACACAGAAAGACGAAUAGAUCUUGGUGGCUGCUGUUGUAGCUAGCACAAACUGAUGCCAUGCUAUACUAAUCAUUGACUCGCAGGCUACUUGCGUGCUGUCUUGUGCCUGACAUGAUAUUAAUAUAAGUACACGUCUAUUUGAAGGAUCAACUCAAAUGCCCAUGCAAUCACGAGACCAUGAAACGGCUAGGCAUGCAUGCGUGCACAUACACUGCUCGUUUGGCUUCACGUUCUCUUUUUUGAAAUCUGCUUCGUUGCGUUAAGUUAGGUAGCUGUGUCGCGCUGUUGAGCAGUGCUAUGCUGAUUAGUGAGAUAUUUUCUGACCAUAGGUUUUGCAUUCAUUCUGUUCAGUCUUAUUCUUCUGCGGCAUGCAGAAACUACAGGAACAGUAUGUGAUUUUUGACUCUCCUUCAGUUUGGCCCGUCUUCUCCUAUCCGUCUGGUUUAUGCUCACUUCCAUAUGGUCUUGAUUAUCGUUUGAGGAGUGAGAGAGACUAAAGUUCCUCACUCUCCCCAUUUUCUUUGUGCUUUAGCAUUCUUUGAUUGCAAGUGUGUGCGUGCGUGUAUCUGUGCGUGCGCAUGUGUGUGUGUGUGUGUGUGUGUGUGUGUGUGUGUGUGUGUGUGUGUGUGUGUGUGUGUGUGUGGGUGUACAUCUUUAUUAUCUUUAGUACUCUUUCUUGCCUAGGUGUGUGUGUGUCUGUCUGUCUGUCUGUCUGUCUGUCUGCCUGUCUCUCUGUCUAUCUAUCUCUCUGCCUAUCCUUGUCUCUCACGGUGUGUCUCUUAUCUCUAUGACUGUGUUUUACAUAUUUUUUAUACUAUAGCACUGCAAUGGUGUAUAUAACAUCUAAAACAUAA
Sycon ciliatum is the source of this 4098-nucleotide messenger RNA. RefSeq names its product histone-lysine N-methyltransferase SETD2-like. The record is from RefSeq and is a predicted model, not a curated record. Gene Ontology annotation, molecular function: protein binding; histone H3K36 methyltransferase activity. Gene Ontology annotation, biological process: regulation of DNA-templated transcription. Bases 248 to 3145 code for a protein of 965 amino acids. Gene Ontology annotation, cellular component: chromosome; nucleus. Lineage: Eukaryota; Metazoa; Porifera; Calcarea; Leucosolenida; Sycettidae. The transcript has 2 exons.